This is a messenger RNA of Brassica oleracea var. oleracea, 2255 nucleotides long. RefSeq names its product probable receptor-like protein kinase At1g67000. Lineage: Eukaryota; Viridiplantae; Streptophyta; Magnoliopsida; Brassicales; Brassicaceae. Gene Ontology annotation, biological process: protein phosphorylation. Gene Ontology annotation, molecular function: protein kinase activity; polysaccharide binding; ATP binding. The transcript is spliced from 2 exons. The record is from RefSeq and is a predicted model, not a curated record. Bases 30 to 2117 code for a protein of 695 amino acids.
GCCUUAAUGGCCAUCACCUAACUCUUCCUAUGAUAUUAAUUAAGCUGUGUUUCCUUCUGAAGAAUUUUCUUUUACUGUUACUCUUCCUCAUUUCUCCAAGAAACAGAAGGAAUUAUACUUUAAACAAAAUGAUGGAUACUCCAGCACUAGGGUGUUGUUUUGUAACUUUGUUCAUGUUCCUGUUUCAUAAUUUUCCUUGUGCACUAAGCAACCAAGCUUUCUUGUCAUGCGACUCUGUUUUUGAGUGUGGAAACCUCAGCGCAACAUUCCCCUUCUGGGGAGAGAAUCGUGGUGAGCCUUGUGGCCAUCCAUUAUUGAAGCUUAGCUGCGACAGAGUUUCUAACAAAACCUCUAUAAAUAUCUCCAACAUCUUUUUCAAUGUUCUUCACAUAGACAACACAUUCAAAACUCUUAAACUUGUAAGACAAGAUUAUUCACCUUCCUUCUGCUCUUCUCUAUCAUUUACUCCUUUAUACUCUACUUUCUCUUUCUCGAGAGAGAAAGAAAGAGGAUGGGGGGAGGGCAACACAAUCUCUCCUCCUAAAAUCUUUCAGCGAUCCCCAAAUUACAAGAACCUCAUCGUUUUCUCUAACUGUGACCCUCGCUUUCAUUACCUUGAGAACUUCACUUGUUCAAAUGGAGGGACUGGUUCAGUGUAUCACGAUGAACAUUACUACCAGUCUUGUCGAACAAUCUCCAAUGUUAUUGUUCCUGCAGGUUUCAUACCUGAGAAAGAAGCCUGGAAUUUGGGAAAUGUAUUGAGAGAAGGAUUCGAAGUGAAGCUGAAGAUCAACGACAGACCAUGUAAACAUUGUUUAAAAACCGGUGGGUUUUGCAGUUUCGACAAGUUUGCAAAUCAGUUUUGCUGCAAAGAAGACUUUUCUUUUUAUCCUAACAGGAUAAAGGAGUUCUCCGGUUCUUUACUUGGAUUCAAAUGCAUGAAAACAAGUUCUGGUGAACUCCCAAAGUCUUCGGCCGGAGCUGAUCCAACUAGCUUUAAUUAUCCCUUGACAGGUUCUAGAGCGUUAAUCCUCAUUAUAUGUUUGACAUUAUUGAUUCUAUCAAUGCUCAUAUACUUUCUGAACAAGAUAGAAGCAUUAGAACAUCCAAGAAUAGAGAAUUUUGAGGAACUUAUACCGCUGAAACGAUAUAACUACGCUGAGGUGAAGGAAAUCACAAACUCGUUCGCUCAAGAAAUCGGGAGAGGGGGAUAUGGAAUUGUAUAUGAAGGAAACCUUUGUGAAGGGCUCAAGGUUGCAGUAAAGGUCUUAAAAGAAUCAAAGAAGAAUGGUGAAGAUUUCAUUAACGAAGUGGCGAGUAUGAGCAGAACAUCCUAUAUCCAUAUUGUUUCUCUGCUAGGCUUCUGCUUCGAAGGGUCUAAAAGAGCAAUAAUAUAUGAAUUUGUAGAGAAUGGUUCACUCGAUAAGUUCAUAACGAGCCAGCCCUCACUGCGCAUUGACAUGGGAAAGAUGUAUGAUAUUGCACUCGGAGUUGCAAGAGGCCUUCAGUACUUGCACUAUGCUUGCAAGACAAGGAUUGUUCAUUUCGACAUAAAACCACAGAACAUACUGUUGGGAAAAGAUCUCUGUCCCAAGAUUUCUGAUUUUGGACUCGCCAGGCUCUGUGGGAGUCAAGAAAGUAUCUUGUGGAUGUCAGAGACAAGAGGGACCAUCGGGUACAUCGCACCCGAAGUGUUUUCAAGAAUCUACGGGAGAGUCUCUCACAAGUCAGAUGUGUAUAGUUAUGGAAUGUUGGUACUUGAAAUGAUGGGAGCAAGAAAUAGGAACUCUGUAUCAGACAACAACAGUAGUUCAAUGUAUUUCCCAGAUUGGAUCUAUAAAAGUCUUGAAAAGGGAGAUUGUAAAAGGUUUCUAGAAGAUCAGAUAACAGAAGACGAAGAUGACGAGUUUGCAAGGAAGAUGAUUCUUGUUGGAUUGUCAUGUAUUCAAGCAUGCCCAUCAGAUCGCCCAUCGAUGAACAGAGUCGUUGAAAUGAUGGAGGGAAGCUUUAGUGCUCUUGAGGCUCCUCCUAAGGAUCUUUUGCAUUUAUCUGCAUCUCCUAUGCCUCCAUCUGUACCUGAAGAUAAAAAUUCAAUCUCCUCCGAGGAAAGUGCAUAAGUUUCAUCACAAAUUUAUGUCUUACUCCAACUUCUCUAUGUGCCUAAAAAUAUAGCGUAUGUGCACGUCCGUCUGUCAAACACUUGUACCAAAUUAUCAAGUAGAUGUAAAUUAUUAUUUGGUGUGUAAAAUGACAUU